ACGCGAGGCUCGCCGAGAUGCGUUUUGGGGCGUGUGUGAAGGAACGUGCAUCGCUUCGGUCCCUUAUUUAUUGUUUCUAACGGAGGAGGGCUUUCUCCGAAGGGCUCUUCCGCCCCCCACCCGGUCUGAGGCUGCGCACAGUGGUUUGUGUUUGUUAUCAAAUACAUCGAGAUAUAGAUUUCCCUCGGUAGGAGGAGGUUGGGCUGACGAAAAUCAAAUCAAAAUCAAAGAACGUUUUGUAGUUUUCCGGUAGUUUUCCUUUUUUCUUUUUCGUUUUUUAAAGAUUAAGUGGGGACUUAAAGGCAAGAAAUAAAAGAUGACUAUGGCUGUGAUUUUACAUACAUGUAUAUUUGUAUAUAUAUAACUUUAGGGGGUAAAGUUUUGUUAUUUCCCAGACCCCUUAGGAUUAACAUGACAGAAUCUUCUACCUAUUAAAUAGUUAACAAACAAAUCAGGUAGAGACAGCUUCCCUAGUGGAGGUUAGUUAAACUGGAGUGCGAUAAACAAUUAUCUAGCUUUCCGUUCAGGCUAAAAUCUUUAUUUUCGCUGAUUUAAGAUAUGAGACCUUUCACGACAUAUGAGGAGAACAUGAAUGUUAGAAGUAAUCAUUUCCUCCUGUGAUUGUGCUUUCCCUGUUUUAUUAGCUGUAUUUCUAUAUUCUCUGUUUAUAACCUAUUGGGUUGUAUAUGGUGGAUGAAAUUUUUGAAAAGUAUCGUGGGUGAUAUUUCUGAUUUAUAUUAUUUAUCUCAGUUUUUUAGGGGCGGUUGCUAUGUAUUUUCAGAUACUCAAAUAAUAAAGUUGAGUGAGCGCCCAGAAAAUUAAUUGUUCAGAUUUUUAACGCAGGUAUGGAUUUAUAUCUUUGCAUUAACCUCUGUCUACCUGCUCAUUUCUGGAGGGUUUUUUUUUUUUUUUUGCCUAUUGUGUGAGAAUCCUUAUUGACAAACUUAAAUCUGAUGAUUACCAAGGAGAUUAAGGAAAAAAAGUUUUGUGGACACUAAGUUAUAUCUAUAGCUAUUUGUAGGAAAUGGAAUCUUUCUUAAAAAAUAGAAAGUAUUAUCAUCCAAACAUGAAGGAAUAUUAUGAUGGUGGAAAAAUAUUUGCUAUUUAAAUUUUUUUAAAUAAGAUGUAGAAAUUCGUCAGAAAACAAUAUACAGUAGCGUCAAUUAAGCAAACUGAUUUUUGUCAUUAUAAAGAGGAGACAGUUUAAGUAUGCCUAAAAUGGUGGUCUUUUUCUAGGAGAAAAAGGUAUCCUAGAUUCUUGUCCUAGUUUUACAUUAACAGAUUAAUAUUAUUGCAUGCCCAAUUUUGUAUAUGCCUGGAGUGUACAUUAUUGUACUCUUAAAACUUAGAAGAGGCUACAUCUAACAAAGACCAUGCCAACCUCUUUGAUUAGUUCCUGCUUUGACUUCUGUUCUAGAUUAAAGAAAUGAAUUUAAACUCUGCACAGGGCUCCCUACCAGGCACUGGUAAAACCCUUGAGCAGGAUGCCUCUUCCUUUUCUAAUAAGGAUGGCCCAAAGAGGUUAAGUAUGGAAAUUUGUUCAGGUUUUAUCAUGAAUGAUGGAAUGGAGUUCUAAAACACUCCCACAGUUUCAUCUCUCAGAUACACAACUCCUCAUCAGCUCUUCCCAGUAUUAAGAAAGGAAGGACACUGCUGAUCCUGUAACAUGGAGGAUUGCCUUCAUACCUCAUCUGAGAAUCUAUCCAAAUUGGUCAGCUGGGCCCACAGCCAUGGGACCAUUUGCAGCCUCAUUCCAAACCUGAAACAUUUACUUUCAGAAGGUUCCCAUGGGAACCUGACAGCAAUGUGGGGCUGUAGUGCAGGCCAUGCUUAUCACUGGCCACUGACAGCUACUUGCAGAGCUGGCUCCCAAGAAAGGGUCUGUUUCCAGGAUAACAGAAGUUUUAACUCUGAUAGUCCCAGUAUAAUUGGCGUGCCCUCUGAGACUCAAACUAGCCCUGUUGAAAGGUACCCUGGGAGACCAGUGAAAACAAAGCUAGACUGUAAUCGGACCAGAGACUCUUGUGACUUCUCUUAUUGCAGUGAACCCUCUGAACUGGAUGAAGCUGUUGAAGAGUAUGAAGAUGAAAACACUCUGUUUGACAUGGUUUGUGAGUCUUCUGUUACAGAUGAAGAUAGUGACUUUGAACCCCAACCGCAGAGGCCUCAAAGCAUUGCACGAAAGAGGCCUGGAAUAGUCCCAUCUUCUCUCCAUUCGAGCUCCCAGACUCAAAUGAUUGAUGAAUGCAGCAGUGAUGUCAUCAUUAAGAAGAUCAAACAAGAAAUUCCCGAAGAUUACUAUAUUGUGGCGAAUGCAGAGCUGACUGGAGGUGUAGAUGGACCAGCCCUGUCAUUGACACAGAUGGCAAAACCCAAGUCUCAGACUCAUGCUGGUCCCUCCUUAGGGUCUGCUAAACUGAUUUCCCACGUAACAUCCGCCAUCGGCACAGAGCUGGACCCACAUGGUGUGUCCGCAUCCCCCUCUGUGAUGUCUAGACCAGUCGUCCAGAAGACCACCAGGGUAUCUCUGGCGUCACCUAACAGAGGACCCCCUGGUGCCCAUGGCACCAGCCCGCACGUGGCCAUGCAGAUGCCCGUGAGCACAUCCCAUCCUAACAAACAGAUCAGCAUCCCUCUGUCUGCCCUGCAGCUGCCGGGACAGGAUGAACAAGUUGCUUCCGAAGAGUUCCUGUCCCAUCUGCCCAGCCAGGUCUCCUCCUGUGAGGUGGCCCUUUCUCCCUCAGUUAACACAGAGCCGGAAGUGAGCUCCAGUCAGCAGCAGCCCACAGUCGCUCCAAGCAUAACCACCGAGGCCAUGGCCCAGUGCAUCCCAGACCAGGAUGAAAGAGCAGCUGAGCUCAGCAGGGAGCAGAACGAGAAAACCAUCCGGAGCACGCAGACUGCGCUCCGCAAUUUCCGGGAGUUCCUCAUCUCCAAGUAUCCUUCUGAAACAAGAGAGAUUUAUGUCAUCCCUUGCAAGGAGUUGGAUGCCUACCUGGCCUCUUUCUUUGUGGAUGCCAGGCAGAAGGAUGGAUCCGAGUAUGAACCCAACAGCUUGGCCAAUUACCAGUGUGGACUUGAACGGUACCUAAAAGAACACAGGUAUGGCUACAGUAUCACCAGGGAUAAGGAAUUCAAGCGCUCCCAAGAGGCACUCAAACAGAAGCAGAUUGAACUCCGCUGCAAAGGAAAAGGAAAUAAGCCACACAAGUCCAUGAAGCUGACCUUUGCUGAUGAGCUCAUUCUGCGAAAGAGGGGGCUGCUAAGCCGCUAUAACCCUGAGGGUCUGCUCAACCUCGUCUGGCUCAACAACACAAAAGCGUUCGGGCACUGCACAGGCUUCCACGGGUCUACCUUGAAGUGGGGUGACAUUCGGCUCCGGGUAACAGAAACGGGACUGGAGUACUUGGAGUGGAUGGGUCAAGACACUGGUGACCUAAAUGCUAAAACCAAGAGAGGGGGCACAGACUCCCGUGUGUAUGCCACCCAGCACGCGCCGCAGACCUGCCCCGUACAGGACUAUAAGGAGUAUGCCCAGCGGCGGCCUCCUGCCAUGCGCUAUGAGGAUGCCCCUUUCUACUUGUCCAUCAAGCCGGUCGUGAACCUGGCGGCUCUGCAUUGGUACAACUGCCAGGCCCUCGGCAAGAACAAGCUGGCCAAGAUGGUGAAGACCAUGUGUGAGAAGGGGAACAUCCCGGGCAGGAAGACCAACUUCAGCGUGUAUCAGAGCUGCAGCACCUUGUCCGAGGCCCAGAGCAACCAGCUGGUGCUCAUCUGUAACAGUCUGAGCCAGCAGGCCGCCCAGUCGGUGGCUGGGCACUCCAGCAGUGGCAAUUUCAUCGUCUCUGCCUCCUAUGACUCGUCCUCAGACACGGCUUGACCAGGUGGCUUGAGCCAGAUCCCAGUCUGGUUACUGUGUCCAGAGAAACUGUGAUUAAGCACUGGUUCUUGCUCCCUUUCCUCUGCCCGCAGUAUUAACUUUAUACAAAUAUAAAUAUAUAAUAUAUUUUUCUUUUUACAAAUAAGUCAAUGGAGAUAGUUUAGUAUUACUGACAUAGUAUUUAUAGGCUUAAAGCAGAUGUACUUGUGAUGAUGAAAUGUAAUUACUGUUACAGACUUUACAAAACCAUAUUCUCAGGCAACACAAACUAGAGAAGGAAUUUCGUUUUUUGGGUUUUUUUAAACUGUCAAAAAGGAAACUGAGAGUCAGCCUAGAUACUUGUGUCCUCAACUCUUGCUUUUCCUUCCCACCCCCACCUCUCAUUUUUAGUCUAUUUAAUAAAUGACAGUAUCUUUUUAAUUUUUAAAAUUCUCUGUUAAUCAGGAGGAGACAACAC
Messenger RNA from Cervus elaphus (red deer), 4337 nucleotides. RefSeq names its product KIAA1958 ortholog. The transcript has 3 exons. The record is from RefSeq and is a predicted model, not a curated record. Lineage: Eukaryota; Metazoa; Chordata; Mammalia; Artiodactyla; Cervidae. Bases 1667 to 3880 code for a protein of 737 amino acids.